Molecule: messenger RNA, 3000 nt
Organism: Heterocephalus glaber (naked mole-rat)
Lineage: Eukaryota; Metazoa; Chordata; Mammalia; Rodentia; Bathyergidae
Gene: Gch1
Product: GTP cyclohydrolase 1
Biological process (GO): tetrahydrofolate biosynthetic process; tetrahydrobiopterin biosynthetic process
Cellular component (GO): cytoplasm
Molecular function (GO): GTP binding; zinc ion binding; GTP cyclohydrolase I activity
Source: RefSeq, a predicted model, not a curated record
CGCCAGGCAGCCUGUAGCUUCCCGGGGUCCGAGCGCGUCGUCUUCCCGCCGCUGCCUUCUCCGUUGACUCCGGCCACAGGUCGCUGCCCGUGGCCCCGAGGCGCCCCUGGGUCUCUCCCGCGCGGAACCGCGGGUCCAUGGAGAAGGGCCCGGGUCCGGCCCCGGCCGAGAAGGCGCAGGGCGCGCGGUGCAGCAACGGGUUCCCCGAGGCGCGGGGCGCGCCGGCCACCGGCGGCUGGAGGAGCGAGCGGCCGCGCAGCCUGGAGGACGAGGCGCUGAGCCUGCCCGCGCUGGCCGCCGCCUACGCGUCCAUCCUGCGCUCGCUGGGCGAGGACCCGCAGCGCCAGGGGCUGCUCAAGACGCCCUGGCGCGCGGCCACGGCCAUGCAGUUCUUCACCAAGGGCUACCAGGAGACCAUCGCAGGUCAUACUGUGAAGACUGAGUGUCCCUCAAGUCCUUACAGUCACACAGCAAAGUGUCUUGCCAUAUUGGGUCUGCCAAGCUGGGCAAGUAGAAGCGCAGGACUUUUUCUAGAUGUCCUGAAUGAUGCUAUAUUUGAUGAAGAUCAUGAUGAGAUGGUGAUUGUAAAGGACAUCGAUAUGUACUCCAUGUGUGAACAUCACCUUGUUCCAUUUGUUGGAAAGGUCCACAUCGGCUAUCUCCCUAACAAGCAAGUCCUUGGCCUCAGCAAGCUGGCGAGAAUUGUAGAAAUCUAUAGCAGAAGACUACAAGUUCAGGAGCGCCUCACCAAGCAGAUCGCCGUGGCCAUCACCGAAGCCUUGCAGCCCGCAGGAGUCGGGGUGGUGGUAGAAGCCACACACAUGUGCAUGGUCAUGCGAGGGGUGCAGAAAAUGAACAGCAAAACCGUGACCAGCACGAUGCUGGGCGUCUUCCGGGAGGACCCGAAGACUCGAGAAGAGUUCCUGACCCUCAUCAAAAGCUGAGGGAGGCCGGCUUGUGGGUCCCACUGCCAGUGGCACUGUGUCUUCGUCGUCGUUGUACACAUUCCAUUUCCAGAUGUUACAGAUGUGAACUUGUCACUAAUUGUAUUUAAAAAUUAUUUAUAGGAGGUCAAAUAAAAAUAAUUACUAAAGAGGUGAGCCCUCUACUUUCUUCUUGCCACCUUUUAGUGGCAGUAUUAACGUGGACUGUGGAUAGUGUUAGGUUGUGUGCACAAAUCGCUGCUGGUCUGAUGCCUGAGGGUGCUGGAAGGAGGAGGACCCGUGUGUGGCCAUGGCAUUGGGAUCCUCUCGUGAUCUGACCCAGCAGCAUCGGAGCAUCCAGGAGCGCGGCCAAAACACUGCUUUUUCCUCCUCCUCCUCCGACAGAAGCGUGGAACAUCUGAAGUGCUGACAUGGUCUGUCACAGACAGGAUUGCUGCGUGGAUUCCGAUCGUGUUUGUUAACCCACUGGGGCACCAUGUGUUAUAGAUUUAUGAGCUGUCCCGUGUGAUGUAGUCACCGAGGGAAGGUGGUGGGAGAUCUGUUUAUUUUGCUGUGAGUUCCAACAAGGCACACUUCUACCCUCUCUUCUUUUUUAAUUCAAGUGCAGGAAAUUAGUUCCUGAAGUUGUUUACGAGUUUAUUCUCCUGUCACACACACAGGGACUUAGACACUGAACUCUCUGUGCCUUGAUGAGAAUAUGAUACCAGUUGGAGUGUAGACACCUUUGCCUUUUUUCUUCAAAGCCAUUCUUCUAUGAGGCUUGGUACUGACCCUGCAGAAGCAGUCGCCACCAAGUUUCUCGAGAAGUCUCAUAGGCUCUUAAUCUAUGUUCCAUGUAGAGGCCUCCACACAUUCCCUUUGGAUCUUAUCAGCUAUUUUGUCUAAGCUUUUUACAAGGCCCCGUGCUGGCCCCUGCCCAGCCACAUGCUGGUGACUGCCUGCACCCUGGGCUCUGCACCUGUCCUGUCCCGCCCUCAGGCUCGAGUUCAGCCCUGCUGUUCAGGGGAGCAAGGACUUUAGUCCAGGAAGCUGAUGCCUUAUUACUCGUUCUCUAAGAGUUGCCUCACUGGGGCAGUGUGGGCCGCAUCCAACCCCUAAGUCCCCUAUCAAACAUGAGCAUCAUUGCUCCCCAAGAAAGCCUCUUUUUUUUUUUUUUGGUACCGGGGAUCGAACUCGGGUCCUUGUGCUUGCGAGGCAGGCAGCAGAACCACUGAGCUACAUCCCCAGCCCCAGCCUCUUUUUUUUUUUUUGGUACUGGGGAUUGAACUCAGGACCUUGCACUUGCCAGGCAAGCGUGCCGCUACUGAGCUACAUCCCCAGCCCAAGAAAGCCUCUUAUUUGGCUGAGAUAGAGCUCUCCAAAGCCAGCCCACUCUUCAAGCAGAAUUCACCACAGUGCUCGAUUUCCUGCUGGCCCUCCUGUGUCUGCCACCCAUUUGCUCUUCUGCUUACAGUGAAGCCAGAUGGCAGAGGUGGCUUUUUCUUUGUUUGCUUCUGUUUUUGAAAACCUCUACUACAAAAAUCUCUUCCCUAGCCUUUCUAUAUAUGGAGUUUCUAAAGUACAGUGGUGGCUGGUUUUCAGUUCCUUUUAAAAUCUAACCUGGUAUAAACAGCCGGCUUAGUAUUUAGCCACUUCUAGGUAGAAUUGCAAGCAUUCAACUCAUGUUUAGUAUUUUAAAGUACAAACAAGUGUGACUUGGAGGACCAAAGACAUCUUGAGUUAUAAAUUCAUCCUUUUUGAGAACGUUUGUGUUCCUUUCCAAUGACCCCUUGCCCCGACAGUCCUCAGAGGUGUUCUUUACAAAAGUCUGAUGUGUCUAUGGGUUGUUGUCUCAUUAGUAAAUGCAAAGGAGUGGCCUUGUCUGUUUUACUCUGGUCUGUAGCCCUUCAAAAUUACCUCUUCAUGUCCUUGACACCAAGUCCAUUUUGGGGGAUUUUAAAGAAUUUGAUGGAUUUAAAUGUACUGUGCAAAUUAUAGUGUGUGUUUGAAUUUUAUGUAUGUGCCUGUGUGUUUCUGAAGUUGGUUCUAUUUAAAUUAUUAAAGCAUUAUAACUUUG